Molecule: messenger RNA, 675 nt
Organism: Botrytis porri
Lineage: Eukaryota; Fungi; Ascomycota; Leotiomycetes; Helotiales; Sclerotiniaceae
Exons: 2
Coding region: 1-675 (224 amino acids)
Source: RefSeq, a predicted model, not a curated record
AUGGACCUAAGUAAUCAUGGCAAUGAUUUACGUUUCCCCUUCGCCAAGAGUUGGUCUCCAUUCUAUGUCAAAUUUCCAAGCGAGCAAUAUCCAAUAAAGUAUAACGUCGAGAACAAACGUGUGAGUACUAAGAACACGUUUUUCUCCGAGUUGGGUUUGUACUCUACCCCUGAUCAAGCUUAUGGACUCGAUGAUUGUUUCCGACUUCCUCUACACUUGUUCCUGCGAUGGUUGCAAGAUGACCAUAUGGAUACAACAUUGAGCGAGGCUAGGAGGGAGCACAAACCCUUCUUCAACGACACCUGGGCAAUUGUCGUCGUACACGUAUGUCUACUUUGCGAGUGUUGGAACUAUCCCCUUGCUUUCAAUGCAGCAAUGGAUCAUUUGAUAAAUCUGCGGGACUUUUCAUUCAUGGCCUCGAAACAAAUCGAAGCCACUUACAAGACUACCUACGCUGGAUCGGGUUUGCGUCGGUUGAUCGCGGAUAUUCUCUCGAUUGGAACGCUUCAAGAUACAAUCAGGCAUUUAGGCAUACUCCAAGAUUCAAUUGCCGAGCAAGUGUUUGAGGAGAUUUCGGAUGACAUGUGGACACGUCAAGUUCCCGAACCAUCGUUGUUUGAUUCUGCUGGCAAUGUUAGAAAUGUUCAGUUGGCAGAAUAUCACAUGGAGUUGUAG